AUGGAUUCGUUACCUCCUAAGCCAGGGGCUUACAAUCCAACUGUGAAGAGGACUAAACUCUACAAUUCUCGACAGAUAAGAACGCAACUCAAUGAUCCAGCGUUUACAAAACAACCAAAAGGAUCAAAUGUGGCUAAACAAAUUCGCCAGAGCAUCAGUUCUGGAGGUAUGAUAGCUAAUAAGCUGAACAUACCUGAUUAUUUAGCAGCUCGUGAUUUUGAAAUCAAAGCUUUGGAUAGUGCGAUGGUCAAGUCCAGAACUUCUGGUGCAUCUCGUGUUUUCCAAUCAUUGCCACGUACAUUGCGCCGUCGAACAGCUAGUCACAACGUACGCAGAAUUCCAAAAAGGAUGAGGAAGAAAGCUUUGAGAGAAAUGGGCUUCCAAAUUAAAAAUGGGGAAAGCGUCAUGCUGGGAACCAAAGGUGUUACUCCUAGUGGUAAGCCCUUAGCAAAAAAAUUAGGUAGAGGUAGACAAAGAUGGGACAUAUUGAGGAAAAUAAAGAUAUUGAAAUAUGCAGCAAAAUGGAAGAUUAAAGGAAAGUUGCCAGGGUCGGAGUAUAUAAGUUACUCUGAUAUAAACUUGAGAAAAAGAUUAAAACUAUUGAAAAAAGAGCUGGAGAAGCUCGAAACCAGAGAAAACAACGAGAAUGAUUAUACACCUUCCAUCAAAAACAAGGUCGGAUCACAUGAUAAUACUGGUUUAAAUACCUUCUCAAAAGUUUCGAAAAUUGUGAAUGUCAAAUAUGCGGUUAGACAACGCAAAUUUAGGUGGCUUCCAACACAUAUCUGGCAUGCCAAACGUGCAAAGAUGAUCAAGAGGUGGGAAUGGAAUAUUCCAAAUGAACCAACUCAGAGAUGCUACAGAAGUACCAGUAGAUCAUCAAGGAUAAAAGGUGCAGUUGCCUUUGAUACCUCCUAUAUGAAUACCUUUGUAAUCAACAAUGAUAUCACUAAUAAUGAAGAAUUAGAAAAAUAUUUCAAAAGGAUAACCAAAGGCAAACUCAAUUUGAAAAGCUUAAAAGCAGGAUUAGCUUGGGAUGGCUAUGUUUAUGAUUACGAGGACAGCAAGGACCCACUUGGCAAAAUACUGGUUGUCCAGGCUGGAACGAAGAUACUCGGCAGAGUACAUCCUUCAAUAUUUACGACUGUAUUCAGUCAGCUGCUAAACUGGUAUAGAGAAACAGAGGGCGUCAGUAUACAUGAUUGUAAGUACUCUCUUGCAUCCAUUGAAAUUACUGGCCCCAAAGCUCUAACAGCGCUUCAAUCAAUAUGUUUCAGUGAAAAGGAGUGUAAAUCAUUCCGCAAUUUUAUGAAUUUGCACAAGUUAAAUGACCUCAAUACAAUUCCCAAUGGAACUGUUUUCACAUUUGAUGUGCAAGAUCCACGAUUUUUCACUAAACCAUCGCUUCCAUCCAAACCAAACAUAACUUACGAUGAGCAAUUGAACAUCUUGGUAUCAUUAAAGCGGAAGCCAGACAUUUCCGAUUCUUUAUUAGACAUUGAACGAAGAGCAAUGUCCUACAAUUCCCAGUUAUCAUUGACAGAGCUUGGUCAACGCAAGGCAAAGUACCCAGGGGAAAACAUUCCUUAUAAAUCGACCGAUGCCUAUAUCAGCGUCAUGGUAAUCAAAUCUGAAGACAAAUGGAUUUUCAUGAUGCCGUGGUAUUGGAUGGUCCCGUUUUGGCACUCUCUUAUGCAUGUUCCGCAUGUAAAUUUUGGUGGUUUCAAACAGCUCGAACAACUCAGACUGGAAAAAGGAUUAUUGGGCUGGUCAGAUAUGGUUUUCACAAGAGACGGAUUUAUACAAUGUGAAAUUGAGAGAGAAGAAACAGAGAAAAAGUGGAGGAAAAGACCCAAAUCUAAAAGAGUCGAAUACACCAAGAUCAAGGUUGAUGGCCGAGUUGGUGAAUUGUUAUCCCCAUUUGGGUUAGAUUGGAGGGGUUUGCAGACAUUGAGGUUAGUAGUGCAAAAACUAAUCAAUGAUGGUAAUAUAGACACGUUGACAACAAAUAGGAGAAAAUUUGACGAAAAGAUGAAUCUGGUUCCUCAGUCAAGAAAUGAUGUUGAAUUUCUUGUCCAAGCGAUUCAAUCAGCGGAGCUGCAACUCAAAAAUAAGAAUAUGCAUUCCACCUUACUCAAAUACAAACCGAUAACGCUGGAACGUUCUGAGAUUGAAUAUUCCAGUAUCUUCUUCAAUAUCCCUCAGCUUCCUCCACUCCAGGUUGUUGCAAUCAAAUUGAGUUGUGUAAACUCCGGAAAUAUCAAAGCAAAUGCACGUAUUUUUACUGUUCCGAAGGACAAUCUUUCAAUUUGGACUGAAGUUUCUUCGGGGAAAGUAAAAACUCUUUCAGCUUCCAACAUGCGGGUCUGCUCUAUGGUGGAUCCUGAAAAGUAUACUCCUCAAAUAACAGAUUUGGUUGGUUUAGUUACCAGUGGUACGUUUAACCUUACACAAGGGAAAUUUGCUGGUAUCGGAUAUGUAGAUGCAGACGCGGUGAAAGGACAAGAAUUGGGAUUCUUUCUUGUUCGAAAUGUUUCCAGUACCUCUUACAGUUUAACCAAAUGGGCCAAAAUCCCUUUACAUUGA
Pichia kudriavzevii is the source of this 2586-nucleotide messenger RNA. RefSeq lists its product as uncharacterized. Lineage: Eukaryota; Fungi; Ascomycota; Pichiomycetes; Pichiales; Pichiaceae. Gene Ontology annotation, biological process: tRNA 5'-leader removal. Bases 1 to 2586 code for a protein of 861 amino acids. The record is from RefSeq and is a predicted model, not a curated record. Gene Ontology annotation, cellular component: ribonuclease MRP complex; nucleolar ribonuclease P complex. The transcript has a single exon.